GAAGAACCGUACGUUCCAGACGGUGUAUUCUGAGAGCAGCAGGGAUAGUGCACAACAGGAAUGGAAGGUCCCUCUGCAGACAUGGAUCCUGAACUAGCCCGGCAGCUGUUUUUUGAAGGAGCGACACUGGUGAUCUUGGGGGUUCCAGAGAGAUCUGAAUUUGGCAUUGAUGCCAACAGUUGGCAAGUGGGACCUCGCUUCAGGGGGGUAAAGAUGGUACCCCCGGGAGUGCAUUUCAUCCACUACUGCGUUACAAGGAAUGGUGGAGCUCCCGGAGAGACAGGUCCCCGCACUGGUAUCUUCCUUCACUUAGAACAGAAGGAUAUCCGCCUCCUGCACUGGAAUCCACAGGAUGAGGAGAUGGUGCCGGCCCCUCAAGAGGAGGCAGAUAAAUUGAGGGAACAAUUAAUGUCGCUGGACCCCUUCUUGGGGCCGUACCCCUAUGAGAGCAUGCGUCGCUGGGUCUCGCUAAGCAGCCACAUAAAGAAAGAAGUUAUAACGAAACUACAGCCAAAGUGUGGCAGUAUCUAUGCUUUCCCAGAGGUCCUGCCGACAGAACAGAUGACCCACACGGAAGACCGGACUCGGCACAACUUACCUAGGUAUGACUCUGUGUGUCAGAGCUAUAAGGAAGGCAUGGCCAGACUUCCGCUGAUGAAACAGAGAGAAGGAACCGAGAUCCGCUUCAGCCAGUUGCCGGCAAAGAUGUACCCUGAGAAUGCCACCCCUGCCGAGGUUACCCAGCACAGCAUGGAUCUUUCUUACGCUUUGGGUUGUUUGCUGGAGACGUAUUACCCCGGACAACCUCUAGAACUACUUGGUGAGUUGCAGUUUUCUUUUGUGUGCUUCCUGCUGGGAAACGUCUACGAGGGGUUUGAGCAGUGGAAGAUGCUCUUGAACCUCCUGUGCCGAGCGGAGACGUUUGCCUUUCAGCACCCUGCCUUAUACAUCGAAGUUAUAUCUGUACUUUACCACCAGCUGGCUGAAGUACCUACCGACUUCUUCAUAGAUAUUGUUUCCCAGGACAACUUUCUUACCAGUACGCUCCAGGUACUGUUUUCUUUCUUGUGUUCCCCUUCAAUGGAUAAAGCCCUCAGGAAGAAAGCUAUGCGAUUCCGAGCCCAUCUCACCAAGAAGUUCCAAUGGGACUUUGAGGAAGAACCUCUGGAUUGUGCACCUCUUGUUGUGGAGCUACCUGAAGCAGGGGAAGGCGAUUCAAACGCCCUGGUCCACAAUGCUACCUCCUAAGGGAUAUUCUGAAAAGACUGGUUUCACUUAAAUAGGUCUGUCUGAUAGCAGGAAGGUCAAAGAGAUGGAGUAUUACAAAUCAAAGUUACUGUGUCCUCUUCUUAAGGUAUUGGGAUUGGUGGAGCUAUUGGUUGGGGCCAUUCGGGGCAGCAUCCUCUGGGGCAUGCUGAUAAACCAUACUCUUUGUAAUCCGUUUUCAUGGAAACUGAUAUUUAUAUAAAAGGAAAAAAAAACAA
This is a messenger RNA of Spea bombifrons (plains spadefoot toad), 1484 nucleotides long. RefSeq names its product AAR2 splicing factor (gene AAR2). The transcript has 5 exons. Lineage: Eukaryota; Metazoa; Chordata; Amphibia; Anura; Pelobatidae. Gene Ontology annotation, biological process: spliceosomal tri-snRNP complex assembly. The coding region runs from base 61 to 1248 and encodes 395 amino acids. The record is from RefSeq and is a predicted model, not a curated record.